AACAAAUGUUCGAUUCUGGAAGUAGCUUUGUGCGAGCAAGGGUGUAGAAAAGAAUGAUUAGUAGAUUCCGGUUAAAAGUACAGAGGUUACUUCACGAAACAAGGGAAUAUUAGACUAGCAUAUUAUUAGAACAAUGAGGUGUUCAGGCUAUAAGCUCUUAAUUAUAGCUGCUUUGGUGUGUGGUGUAUGUAGACAGGCAGAGGGCUUUACAAGAUAUAUGGAUGACAGUUCUGACUGCAGCCAGACUGAGACAGUUACCAGUUAUGGAGAAGUGACUGUCAAAGCUACAGGGACUGGAGGAUCUGCAUUUCUGCCAUCAUCUUGUAGAAUGACCUUCAAAGCUUUUUUAAGUACAUCUAAACUGAAAGUGACUUUUGAUUACUUUAAUAUGCCAAAUUGUGAUACAGACCUCUUCAUUUAUGAAUCUUUUACAACUACAUCAUUAAGGGAAAAACUCUCCUGUGGAUCCAGCAAACCCACUAGUUUUGUAACUUCUGGACGGUAUGUAACAUUGUUCCUCAGUCGUGGGACCUCUGUUGGACACCGUUUUACCAUAAAAAUCAGCGCACAGGAUGAUGACACUGAUUAUGAUUACAGUGACCUCCCUGGAAAAGUGUUCAACCUUGCUAUUGGUGUUUUUGUGGCCAUUGUGGUUGGGGUCGUGGCCGUAAUCGUGAUUUGCAUUGUUGUUUGUAUUUGUUGCUGUUGUCGUAACAACAGAAGAAGCACUGUCCGUCAGCCAGCUGCUGCUGCUGCUACAACCACUACCACUGUUACAGGCAGCACAGCUUAUCAUACAGUUCCCACGAGUGGGCCCCCAGGGUCUUACCCCCCAGGUGGUUACACACCUCAAGGUUACCCACCAGGGAGCACCCCAUAUCCACCCCCAGGGGGCACCCCAUACCCACCCCCAGGGGGCACCCCAUACCCGCCCCCAGGGGGUACCCCGUACCCACCCCCUGAGUCCACUCAAGGUUACCCAGCACCCCAGGCAUAUCCCUCUGCUCCCCCUGCCUAUGGAGAGGUGGAGUAUACCACAAAUAAUGAUCAGGUCAAAAUGGCUCCUCCUCCAUGAUGGAUAAAUCUAGAAACUGUAUGAGGACCAUGGUUGAUACUACAAUGUCGUGAUGGAUAAAGAGAAACUGCAUGGUGGCUAUGAUUUUUUUGCCAUUUCAUCCUUAUGGAUAAGUAGAAACUGUAUGGUGCCAUGUGUUUUUUUUUUUUGCCAUUAUUCCAUGAUGGACAAGUAGCAACUGUAUGGGAUCCAUGGUUUUUACCGUUAUGCCAUGAUGGAUAUCCAGAAACUGUGUGUCGACCGUGGUCUUUAACUUAAAAUAUUGUAGAUACUGCAUGGUGGCCAUCUAGAAAGUGUAUAGUUCAUGGGGAUGAAUGCCUGCGAAAUUGUGUAUUUUUCCAGAGUGGAUGCCUUGAAACAGCUUACUAUUCAAAUGUUCCUAUAGCCUUUUGAUUUGCCGUAAUGCAAAUAUGAAACCAUGCUGUAUUGUCUUGAAAUUGCAUUUAUGUUGAUUUGGUCAAUAUAGUGAAAUCUGUUGGGUUGCUUGUUGAUUGAAAAAUCUGCAAAAUGUAUUACCUCCAGUUUUGUAUUUGGUGCACUAGUACCUCUGUUUUUAGAAAUUUAGUAUUAGUAUAGGGACAAUCAUGAAAGUUAGAUGGGAUUUUGAGAACUUUAGUUUAUCUUGAUGCUGCCUGGGAUUCGAUACUUUAGAACUGGGCCCCGUAACUCGAAAGCAUCGUAAAUCGAAACUCGAAUAGCAACAUCAUAUAGAGGCUAUAGUGUAUUAUGUGGGGCAAGUAUGGGCGAGUUAUGGAAUCAAGAUGCUUGUGCUCGGUCGCUAUGUGCGAUACUUUUGAGUUACGGGGCCCUGGCAUAACUAGAAAUAUGUUAUGUGCAAUUCAACAAAAAUCUGUUAACACUGGUGAAAGAAUGUGUAUCAAAGUGUUGCCAGAAGUUAUCAGGAAGUGUAUGCUGUACAUUAGAACAACCUAGUGUGAAUACUAGUAUUAUCAAAUUAAAUAGUCAAACGUUCAUAGGGUAUAAGACUUUGUAACAUACUUACUAUAUAUAAUAUGUAGUCACUGUAGUAUAAUAGUGUUGUUAUAGAUUUUAUGGCUAUUGUCAGCUGAUUUUAUCCCAAGUAGAAAGUAUAUAAUAUUAGUCCAAUUAUUUUCUGUUUUUCUUCCAUCGAUGUUCAUGUAUAAAAUCAGUAAACGUGCUCCAAGUUCCAAUUUUGUAGCUUUACAUUGCAGCUUCCCAUGUGGUACAAAUGGUAUUUUAUGUUUCAAACAAACAUGUUUAUUGCUGAAAGUUUCAGUGUAUUAUUCAGGUAAUACCAUGGUAUGUUUUCCUUGUAAAUUUGUAGAGUCCAUUGCCUUUUAUAUAUUACAUUAUAACACUGUUGUAGACAGUUAUACCACUGGUAUAUAUACUAUUUGUGUGCUUACUGGAAUUAAGGCAUAAUUCUGCUUUCAGAACACAUGUUCAUGUACAUAUAUGCUCAUGCUUUUAAUUAUAAAUGAUUGAUGUCUCGUUGUAACAGGGUUUCUCCCAAAAGUUUUUUCCUGUUAUGCAUAUUUGCAUAAUAUAUGGUACUCAUGCAAUGUAAAACUUAUUUUCUUACUUCUAAGUAAUACAGCAAUACUGCAAUAAAAGGGAGCAGUCUCUGUACUUUGAUCCAACGGUAUGAAUUUACGCACAUUUGUUGAUAUGGUAUUCUUUGCUAUUUUUGAUAUGAAACCAUAUCAAUAUGGCAGCCAGAUUCCAAUUUUCUGCCUAUAUGGAGAUUUUCAGAAAAGUAAAAAAAAAAACUUUUUGAAAUUAUGUACGGUUCUUUCAUUCUUUAAUGCUUCCAAACUGAGAGCUGAUGUAUGUUUUGUCUUGCUAUUAUGGCAAUUUCUCACCAAUUUAAAAUGCCACUUUUUCAAACAUUUUCAUAGUUCAACAUUUAUCAUAUAAGUUGCUCACUUAAAUGCAAACUCGGUGACCUAAACCCAUCUCAGUGUUCAAAAUGUUUUAAUGAAAAUUGUGAAAUGAUUAUCAAAUUUUUAUGUUGGAAAUAUUAUUUAUCUUUUUUGUUUGCAGUUAGAAAGAUAUUGUAUUUGCUGUCUCAGAGGCCAUGUUGAUACAAGAUUGGAGAAACAAUUCGCUUUUUGAAAAAAUAUCAGCCAAAAUUAGUUUGAAUUCUAUGUGUCUUUUUAUUUUUAUUGAUUUGCUUUUUUUUUUUUUGUUUUUUUUUUUUUUCUGUGCGUGCAUGCAUGGGCACAUGCCCCUGUAGGUUUAUUGUCAAAUGGCGAGGUGGGAGCUUUGGACUACAAACUAACUGAAUAGAGUAUUACAUUGUCACAGUUAAAUGGUCAUUGCAAAGAUUUUUUUUUGCUGAAGACUUGAAUAUUUUAGAUUGAAAAUCUGUUAAGCGUUCAGUGAAAUAGAUGUGUUGGUGUUUUUGUUUCAUUAGAAGUAACUAUGAUUAGGAACAUAAUGAAGAUGCAGUGUCCUAAUAACUGUUAGAAAUACACUACAUGCGUGGGAUUGUGUUCUGAAUACAAAACACUUUGUGUUGUGUUUAGUUUGAAUUAAGUCUGGGAGAUCUGUAGUAAGGAAAUGUACCCUAAUUUAAAAACGUUUCUGUUCUGGAUGAAAUAAUGGUGCCUUCUGUUUAAAGGUUCAAACAGCAGCCUUCUAUUAGCACAAGUGAGCCAUUUCAGAAGCUAAUAGAGCAGAGAGUUGGCAUUUUCACAACUGUAUUGGUGUUUGUUUUGAAAUGUUUUAGUGAUAUUAAUUGUUGGAACAUAACAUUUACAAAACAGAUAUGUUUCCCUUGAAAUAUUUUGUUUCAAAGUGAUUACCAUCACUAAAACAUUGCUCUAGAUGUGAAAUCAAAAUGUUGUGUUCAGGUUAUAUAUAUAUAUAUAUAUAUAUAUAUAUAUAUAUAUAUAUAUAUAUAUAUAUAUAUAUAUAUAUAUAUAUAAUGCAAGUUUCUUAAUUGCUGGCAUGCUUUAUCAGGAAUGAAGAAAUAAAUGUCCAAAGAAUAAAAAAUUUUACCAGUCGGAAUAUUGUACUAUUAGUUGGAGAUGUGCAUCAACAUACGAUAAUUACUCU
Molecule: messenger RNA, 4117 nt
Organism: Lingula anatina
Lineage: Eukaryota; Metazoa; Brachiopoda; Lingulata; Lingulida; Lingulidae
Source: RefSeq, a predicted model, not a curated record